Molecule: messenger RNA, 1062 nt
Organism: Soboliphyme baturini
Lineage: Eukaryota; Metazoa; Nematoda; Enoplea; Dioctophymatida; Soboliphymatidae
Source: the annotation of a GenBank genome assembly
AUGUUGAACAUGCUUGGUAAAAACGCUGACCCAACAUUCCCAAAAUCUCAGAAGUUGGUGUUUCAUUGUCACGGCGGCGGAUUUGUUGCAACUUCUUCAAAGACUCAUGAGACUUACCUCAAGUACUGGGCGAAGGAACUGGACUGUCCUAUCGUAUCGGUCGACUACUCACUUGCUCCUGAAAACCCGUUUCCUCGUGCUUUUAGCGAAGUUGUGUAUGCCUACGCUUGGUGCUUGACUCAUCAAGAUUUUCUAGGCUGGACUGGUGAAAGCAUCUGUUUCGCCGGUGAGUCCGCCGGUGGUACGCUGGUCGCUUCUCUUUGUUUGAAAAUAAUCGAACUAAACCUACCUCUGCUGCCUGACGGUCUUGUUAUGGUAUAUACACCAUACUUGCUGAAGUAUGCACCAUCUCCUUCGAGGCUGCUUUCGCUUAUCGACCCCCUGUUAUCUAGCAACGUCAUGGCGAACCUUGUGGACGCCUACGUACCGUCCGCUGAGCAGUCACUUAGAGACGAAGAUUGUUGUGAUUACACCGCGGUAUUAAAGACCACUAAACUACUAACGGAUACCAAUAAAUCGAAAAGGCUGACUCUCGUAGACUAUUUCAACAACGUCUGCAAGCAGAGGUGGUCGUCAUCAAACGGGCGCAAUGUCGAGUUCGUCUUGGACGACGAAUCAGACCGAGUCGUGAAUUUGGUGCACUUCAACAAUAUCGUGCCGGACCAAAUGUCACCGGAAGCUAGUGUAACUAAAGGCAUUGCUGAUAAAACAACCUCGACAUUCUCCAACGACCCUCUCGCUAAAACUUAUUCGCUGAUGGACGACGAGGAGAGGAGGUCUGCUAACAGCACCGAGUUCAUGAUCGUCAAUGUGCCAGAAAAUGCGCGGACGAUCGCCGUCACUCCUGGAGCCUACGACGAAGAGUUUCUCGACUACCUUGUAGCAAAUUUGCACUCUUUGCCGCACCCAUUCACUAGCUCCAGGGAAGUCGUCCCCGUAGGCAUCAGCCAAGCGUCGCCUGAACAUGCUGUCACGUCUGCCCGUCCACAUACCUUUAAGUGA